AUGUUGACUUCAAUUUUAUUCCUUUCUGCUAUCAUCUCAACCGCUUGGGGCUGUCCGAAGCAUGAUAACUAUCAAUCGCACCCUCAUCUGGGUCGAAGGCAGGUCCGCAUCGACGUCGGAAGGGAGCCCAAGGACUGGAAUUAUGAUGUCUCUGCUGACUGGGCGACAAUAAAACCUGAAUACCAUCUCUGCCAAUCUGGAACUCACCAGUCCCCCAUCAACAUCGCGGUGAAGGAACUGGCACAACACCACCGGCCCAACUUCGAGGGCUACAAGAGCGUAUCCUUGCCGGGAAACUUCUUCAACUCGCAGUUCGCACCGGCCUUCACAUUCCACCACCCGGAACACGAUCUGAACAGCUUGCCCCAUUUCACGUUCGAUGACGAAGAAGUCUUCUUGAUAGGCUGGCACAUCCACGCACCCUCGGAACAUUUGAUCGAUGGCCGCCGAAGCCGGGCCGAGAUUCACAUGGUCCACGUCACCGAGGAAGACGAGGAAGCUGCAGUCAUUGGCAUCCGCGUCGGAGUCGCACCUCCUGGAACUCCAACGGAGUCGGCCUUUAUCAAGCAGCUCGGUCCUCUGAUCCACUACAACGACACGUCUCAGAUCGAAGGCCUUCAGGUCAAUGUUCGUCUUGCUAUCGAAGAAGUCGGCGGACUCGAAGAGUUUUGGACCUACAAGGGUAGCUUGACUACACCUCCCUGCAGUGAAGGUCUCAGGUGGUUCGUCCCCAAACAAGAAUUGCUGGUUAGUGAAGCACAAAUGGUGGAGAUUCUCGCUGCUAGCAGAUUCUCUCACCGUGUCACACAGGAGGUUUGGCUGCACGAUAUCAACCUUUGA
Molecule: messenger RNA, 840 nt
Organism: Exophiala xenobiotica
Lineage: Eukaryota; Fungi; Ascomycota; Eurotiomycetes; Chaetothyriales; Herpotrichiellaceae
Exons: 2
Coding region: 1-840 (279 amino acids)
Molecular function (GO): carbonate dehydratase activity; zinc ion binding
Source: RefSeq, a predicted model, not a curated record